AUGGCGUUAAUAACGUCUGCUGAAGCACUGAGAAAAAACGGACGGAGGGAAUUUGAUUAUAACACGCUCAAGGACAGACUAGAGGCCAAGGAACUUGGGAUCCAGUUCAUCAUUGUGUCUGAGUGCUGCUUAGUGCAGGACCUGAAGGGCUUGUGGGGAGUAACCUCUCUCCUUGUUCUCCUCCUUCUGUCUUUUCUAGGCAGGACAGGGCUGCUUGCUGAUCUCUUGCCCAGUUUUGCUGUGGAGAUUAUGCCAGAGUGGGUCUUUGUGGGCCUGGUGAUCCUGGGGGCGUUCCUGUUCUUCCUCCUGGUGGGGAUCUGCUGGUGCCAGUGCUGCCCACACAGCUGCUGCUGUUACGUCCGCUGCCCCUGCUGCCCUGAGUCCUGCUGCUGUCCCCGGGCGCUCUAUGUAGCAGGCAAAGCAGCAAAAGCUGGGUACCCUCCUGCAGUCUCCUCCAUGCCAGGUCCAUACUACAUCCCCAGUGUUCCUGUAGCUGGUGUCCCGUCUCCUGCUGUGCUGAUGGAUAAGUCGCACCCCCCUCCCUUGGCCCCAAAUGACUCCAGCGGAGGAAGUCAAAACGUGCGCAAAGGGUACAGGAUCCAGACUGACAAGGAGAGGGACUCCAUGAAGGUGCUGUACUAUGUCGAGAAAGAACUGGCUCAGUUUGACCCAGCUAGGAGGAUGCGAGAACGAUAUAACAACACCAUCUCUGAACUCAGCUCUUUGCAUGAAGAGGACUUGAACUUCCGGCAGCCCUACCGCCAGGUGCGAAGGAAACCUCUCCCUCCUGCGGGGGACCUGGAUGGCGAUGAUGAAUACUGGGCAGGAGUGAUCGGCGGGGGCAGCACGUCAAGAUCACAGGCUGUCUCUGAUUACAGAGAUGAGCGGGACAGUUUCCGGCACAGCCAGCAGAGAUCCAAGUCCGAGAUGUUGUCCCGUAAGAGUUUCUCUGUGGGAGUGCCGGCUGUCUCUAUGGACGAGCUGGCAGCCUUUGCAGAGUCCUACAGCCAGCGGACCCGGCGGGCAGACAGCCAGGAAACUCGGCGUUUCGAGCGGUCAGAGUCGCACGGCGGCCGCGGUGGAGGGCUGCCCCACCAGGAUAGCUCCAUGGAGGAGUACUACACCAAGCGUAGCAGAGGGAACCGAGAGCCGCUGACGGACUCGGAUCGGGGCUGGUCAUACAGCCCACCCCGGAGACGAGCCCAUGAGGAGAAGCACCUGCCCAGGCUGGUGAGCCGGACACCUGGAGGGAGCCAGAAAUACGAUCAUUCCUACCUCAGCAGCGUCUUGGAGAGGAAAUCCCGGAGCUAUGAUGAGAGCGGUGACCGCAGUGAAACCCCCUCAAAGCUGAGCUCGCAGCCCAGCCAGAGAGGAGGGGGAACGUAUUAUGCCUGGUCACCACCCUCUACCUACAAAGCCGAGAAGUCGCAGCAGCAGCCGCAGCAGCCGCCACCACCGCCUCAGCAGGAGGAAGGGGAGGACACCCUGCCCCCGUAUAGCGAGAGGGAGCUGAGCCGGGGCCCUUCAUACAGGGCCAGGGAGCAGGCCUACCUCAACACCUCUGACAAGAAGAGGAAAAAGGACCCCAAGAAAACAAAUGAUUUCCCAACAAGGAUGUCUCUCGUGGUUUGA
Fulmarus glacialis (Northern fulmar) is the source of this 1632-nucleotide messenger RNA. Its product is annotated as immunoglobulin-like domain-containing receptor 2. The transcript is spliced from 9 exons. Bases 1 to 1632 code for a protein of 543 amino acids. Gene Ontology annotation, biological process: pancreas development. The record is from RefSeq and is a predicted model, not a curated record. Gene Ontology annotation, cellular component: membrane. NCBI's taxonomy places the organism in Eukaryota, Metazoa, Chordata, Aves, Procellariiformes, Procellariidae.